Molecule: messenger RNA, 657 nt
Organism: Humulus lupulus (European hop)
Lineage: Eukaryota; Viridiplantae; Streptophyta; Magnoliopsida; Rosales; Cannabaceae
Exons: 2
Coding region: 1-657 (218 amino acids)
Source: RefSeq, a predicted model, not a curated record
AUGGGACAGUUGGCUACUUUGAUGACAAAUCGUGCUCAAGGGAAGUUACCAAGCACUACUGAGGUAAACCCAAAAGAAUUGUGCAAUGCAAUGUCCUUGACGAGUGGCGAGGAGUUAAAAGAGCCAAAUGUGGUUGAUAAGGAGAAGGAACUACACAUCAAUAUUCUGUUUGCUGAGGCACUUGAAAAAAUUCCAAGUAAUGUGAAGUUUAUGAAAGAAAUUUUGUCAAAGAAAAGGAAGCUAGAGGACUAUGAAACAGUGGCACUUACUGAGGAGUGCAAUGUGAUACUUCAGAAGAAACUACCUCUCAAGCUUAAAGAUCCUGGUAGUUUCAACAUCCCAUGUUCUAUAGGGGUUUCAGUAGAAACAAAGGCUUUAUGUGAUUUAGGUGCCAGUGUGAAUUCAAUGCCUCUAUCUAUUUUUAGAAAGUUAAAAUUAGGAGAGGCUCGACCAACUACCGUGUCUUUGCAAAUGGCAAAUCGUUUAGUAAAGCAUCUGAGGGGUAUUAUUGAGGAUGUUCUAGUAAAGGUAGAAAAAUUCAUUUUCCCUGCAUAUUUUAUUAUUCUUGAUAUGGAGGAAGAUGAAAAUAUUCUCAUUAUUGUUGGAAGGCCAUUUUUAGCAACUGCCAGAGCCUUAAUAGAUGUGCAAAAAGGUUAA